Harmonia axyridis is the source of this 1436-nucleotide messenger RNA. RefSeq lists its product as uncharacterized. Gene Ontology annotation, molecular function: structural constituent of chitin-based larval cuticle. The transcript is spliced from 2 exons. Lineage: Eukaryota; Metazoa; Arthropoda; Insecta; Coleoptera; Coccinellidae. Gene Ontology annotation, cellular component: chitin-based extracellular matrix. The record is from RefSeq and is a predicted model, not a curated record. Bases 146 to 1351 code for a protein of 401 amino acids.
ACCGCCUGUAGUUUUACCAGUUCUGCAGAAUGAACAAUCUCAUGCAUUAAGGCGGGGUACGUAUAAAUUAAAAGUCAUAUUAACUCACAACUUGUUUUAUUGUGUGUACGCGAGUUCUAUGCAUUAGAAGCGCUCUACAGUAAUAAUGAAACUUCUGGUAUACUUAUUUGGGUUUGCCUUAGCUGGCCUUGCUUCUGGGUCAGGUGUCACUAUUGGACUGCAUCCAGAACUACAUCCCAUACAAUCCCUUUAUCAUUCUCAAGAUUGGCGUGGUCAAUACACCUAUGGCUACGCAACACCCAUGAUAACAAGAAAUGAAGUCAGGAACAUGGAUGGUACAACCGUUGGAGGUUACUCCUACAUGGAUUCGAAUGGAGUUCUUCAAACAGUUCAAUAUAAAUCAGAUCCAAUCCACGGCUUCCAAGUGGCAGCUUCCAACUUGCCCCAAGAUCUACCAGAUGUAGCUGAAGCUAAAGCUAAACAUUUGGCACUAUUCCGAACUAUACAAGAAAACAAUAUUGCAGCUGCGGUUUCUCAAGACAAUUCCAAUUUGCCCCAAGAUCUACCAGAAGUAGCUGCAGCUAAAGCUAAACAUUUGUCGCUAUUCCGAACUAUACAAGAAAACCAUAUGGCAGGUGCCGUUGUUCAAAACAAUCUCCUGCAACCAGUUCAAGAACUCCCAGAAGUUGUUGCAGCAAGACAAGCACAUAUGGCUGCCCUUGAGGCUGCAAGAGGAGGAGUAAUGCCUCAGCCUGUGCAAGAUACCCCAGAAGUGAUCAGAGCUAGAGCUGAAUUUUUAUCCUUCUUCGAAGCUACCCGUGCAAGAGAUGAAGCUUUGAGGAGAGCAAUCAGUUUAAGUCCUAUUCCUCAAGAUAUAUCCGGUCCUGUAUCAUUACCAAACCAAUCUUCAGCAACUAACCAGGCAGCACCAGUGGAUUACAGACCAGCCGCCAACGUUGCUCAGUAUGGAUCUGAGGGAGGUUUGGGAAUUUAUUCUUAUGGUUACACAGGUCCACUCAGUUCCGGAUCAGAAGCCAAAUCCUCUGACGGUAUAACUAGAGGGGGCUAUUCAUACAUUGAUGCCAAUGGAAUUCUGCAAACUGUAAGAUAUAUCGCUGAUGAUGUCAAUGGUUUCAGAGUUCAAGCAACAAAUAUUCCCAUCAACCCCUUAAUAUCAAACGUUCAAACUAAUCAAAUUUCCCAAGAUCAGCCAGCAUCUCAACCUGCAUCGUCUGCCAGUCAUGGUGAAGGAGUUGUAUCAUCCAAUAGAGGUGGGUUUCUUAUCAAUGUCGAUGAUUCGCAGCAGAAUAACCAGAACUCCAUACUCUAUAGACAAGAAGUUCAAUAUUAGUUAAGUAUAUUAGUGUUCCAAAAGUCGACUGCAUUUUAUGUAUAAUAAUGUUAGAUAGUGAAUGAUAAUAAAUGUAAGAAUAUAA